Molecule: messenger RNA, 3347 nt
Organism: Cavia porcellus (domestic guinea pig)
Lineage: Eukaryota; Metazoa; Chordata; Mammalia; Rodentia; Caviidae
Product: NACHT, LRR and PYD domains-containing protein 12
Exons: 11
Coding region: 69-3116 (1015 amino acids)
Biological process (GO): negative regulation of canonical NF-kappaB signal transduction; cellular response to cytokine stimulus; negative regulation of inflammatory response
Cellular component (GO): cytoplasm
Molecular function (GO): protein binding
Source: RefSeq, a predicted model, not a curated record
GGCAUUCCUAGCUGUGGUUUCCAAUUCAAAGCCCACUGAGAUUGUCCUGCAAAGUCACACAGCUGAAGAUGACUAGUAAGAAGGAAAGAAAAGAUAGGGAACCUGCUUGUACCUGGAGUUUACUGCCGACAGAGAAAGAUUACAGAGAAUUGUACAAGAAACAUCUAAGAGAAAAAUAUCUGAAAUUUGGAGAUGAUAAAUGUUACCACCAGUGCAAACAUAUCAAAUCACGACUGCUUCUUGUAAAAGAGCAUGGUGUAUCAGAAAAGACACCACAUGGAAUCCCUCAGCAAGAUCAUUUUAUAGACAUGGAACAUGUAUUUGAUCCUAAUGAAGAAGGCUCCACCUCAUCUAGAACUGUGGUGCUUCAGGGAUGUCCUGGGACUGGGAAAACAGUUGUGGUACAGAAGUUUAUGUUUGACUGGGCAGCAGGAAUGGUAACUCCAGGCAGAUUUGACUAUCUCAUCUACAUCAACUGCAGAGAAAUAAGCCAUACUGUUAACCUUAGUGCUGCUGACCUGGUCACUGAUACUUUUCAGGAUAUAAGUGGACCAAAACUGGACAUUAUCUUUAGAUAUCCAGAGAAGCUUCUAUUCAUUUUUGAUGGAUUUCCUGAGCUGCAGUAUCCUAUAUGUGAUCAGGAAGAGGAUUUUAGUGUUAAUCCCUGGGAGAAGAAGCCAGUAGAGACACUCUUAUGCAGUUUUUUGAGGAAGAAGUUAUUACCUGAAUCCUCUCUCUUGAUAACUGCUCGACUUACAGCAAUGAAGAAGCUCCAUUCUCUGUUAAAACAGCCUAUCCAGGCAGAGAUACUAUGGUUUACAGAUGCUGAAAAAAAAGCAUAUUUCUUGAGUCAGUUUUUAGAAGCUAAUGCAGCAAUGGAAGUCUUCUGUAGUUUGCAAGGAAGUAAAGGCAGUGACAUUGUAUCUUCUCUUCCUUUAGUCUCCUGGAUGUUAUGUAGUGUCCUACAAUCACAAGUAGAUGAUGAUAGGACUCUUUUGAGGUCUCUUCAGACCAUGACUGACAUGUAUCUGUUCUAUUUUUCUAAGUGCCUUAAAAGCCUUAUAGGCAUCUCAGUGUGGAAGGGACAAAGUUGCCUGUGGGGUCUUUGCUCUUUGGCUGCAGAGGGAUUGCAGAAGCAUCAGGUUCUGUUUACUGUCAGUGACCUCAGAAGACAUGGGAUAGGAGCUUAUGAUAUCAGUGGCCUGUUUCUUGCUCACUUUUUGAAAAAAGCUGAAGGAGGUGUUAAUAUCUACACUUUUCUUCAUUUCAGUUUCCAAGAGUUCUUGACUGCUGUGUUCUAUGCCCUGAAGAAUGAGAACAGCUGUUUGUUUGGUGAUCACAAGGGGAAACCAUGGCAAAAAAUAUUCCAAUAUGGAAAAGGUUUUUCGUCACUAAUGAUACAAUUCUUAUUUGGCCUUUUACAUAAAGGAAAAGGAAAAACUGUGGAAAAUACUUUUGGAAGAAAAGUGUCUCCAGGACUUAGGGAAGAGUUACUGAGAUGGACUGAGAGAGAAAUAAAGGAUAAGUAUUCUAGGCUAGAGAUUGAGUUAGUGGACUUGUUUCACUGUUUGUAUGAGAUGCAGGAAGAAGAAUUUGCAAGAAGGAUAAUUGAUAAUUUACAGUCAAUUAUGUUUCUUCAAUCUACCUAUACAAAUAUGGACCUUUUGGCUAUGUCGUUCUGUGUAAAAGGCAGUUUUAGUUACCUGUCAAUGUCUCUGAAGUGUCAGCAUCUACUUGGAUUUGAUGAAGAAGUACAAGCCUUAGCAUUCAUGCCACCAGCCUUAACAUUUACUCGUUUUGUUUUGUUUAUCCCUUUUAGGUCCCUCAAGCUGGGAAAUUUGCCAGUGUCUCGGCUAUACUUGCUCUGUCAAGCACUGUGUAAUCCGAAUUGUAAAAUCAAAGAUUUGAAACUGAUUUUUUGCCAUCUCACAGCUUCUUGUGGUAGGGAUCUCUCUUCAGUAUUUGAAACCAACCACUAUCUGACAGAUUUGGAAUUUGUGAGAAGUACCCUGGAAGACUCAGGAGUGAAGCAUCUGUGUGAGGGAUUGAAACAACCAAACUGUAUUCUACAGGCAUUGAGGUUAUACCGAUGCCUUAUCUCAUCUGCUUCUUGUCGGGCACUAGCUGCUGUUCUUAGCACUAAUGAGCGGCUCACUGAGUUGGAAUUUAGUGAAACAAAACUGGAAGCUUCAGCUUUGAAAUUGCUCUGUGAAGGUUUAAAAGACCCACGCUGCAAACUACAGAAGCUCAAGUUGCGUGGUAGCAUUCUCUUGGAAAACUCAGAGGCUAUUUGCAAGUAUCUUGCCUCUGUUCUUGUUUGUAACCCACACCUCACAGAGUUGGACUUGAGUAAAAAUCCUCUGGGGGACAAAGGAGUGAACUAUCUUUGUAAGGGUCUCAGACAUUCCAACUGUAAUGUGGAGAAAUUAGACUUGAGUCAGUGUUACCUCACAGAUGCUAGUUGUGUGGAGCUUUCUUCUUUCCUGAAAAUGAGGCAGACUUUAAAAGAGUUGUUUGUGUUUGCCAAUGUCCUGGGGGACAUAGGAAUACAGCAUCUCUGCGAAGGUCUGCUGCAUGCAAAGUGCACAAUUGAAAACCUAGUGCUUUCUGAAUGUUCUCUCUCUGCAACUUGUUGUGAGUCCCUUGCCCAAAUUCUGAUCUCCUCCCAGGCCCUGACAAAACUGCUUCUAAUUAAUAACAAAAUUGAAGAUUUGGGACUGAGAUUACUGUGUGAAGGAUUGAAACAGCCUGACUGUCAGUUAAAGGAUCUGGCGUUGUGGACCUGUCACCUGACUGGGGCAUGCUGUCAGGAUUUGUGCAAUGCACUCUACACCAAUGAACACCUGAGAGACCUUGACCUCAGUGACAAUGCCCUAGGGGAUGAGGGUGUGAAGAUGCUGUGUGAAGGGCUAAAACACCCCUACUGCAAACUGCAUACUUUGUGGUUAGCAGAAUGUCACCUCACAGAUGCGUGUUGCGGAGCCCUUUCCUCUAUCCUCUACAGAAAUGAAAACCUAAUCUUGUUAGACUUAAGUGGAAAUGACCUCAAGGAUUUUGGAGUGCAGAUGCUGUGUGAUGCACUGAGUCAUCCAACAUGUAGACUUCAGACAUUCUAGUAAGUCACUGUGAUGGGGAGGGUGGAAAAGAGAGGUCAGGACAGGCAUGUUGAAUUUGUUGACAACACAUUUCAGUGAAGAUAGAGGAUAAAAACUGAGGGCAAGGCAUGCCAAGGAAAAAUAGUAGAGUAAGUGAAAUUGUCAAUAGACCUACCCUCUUUGGACACAGAUCAUAGAGACAGGCAGAGAACAAGAAGCCUUGUUUUUAACUGUUAAGGCAAGCAACAUAGU